AUGGCGCCGAGUAAGCCGGCGAGCAAGCCAGCUAGGAAGCGCAAAGCCACGGCUGACAACACGGUGACCAAUGAUGGCCCUCCCGCCGAGAAAAAGCAGAAGAAAUCGCCGGCCAAAGCAAAGACACCUGCUGCUGCUGACCGUGACACCAAGCCAAAGAAACCACGUGCAAAGGCGGAGCCGAAGACGCCCAAGAAGACAUCCAAGAAGGCACCUGCCGCUACCACCACAGAAAGCUCUGAGGCCACAGGAUUCUACCAGAGCGGAACGAACGAUAGCGUAUCUCUUAUCGAAAAGAACUUGAAGAAGCUGUUCGAUCAGUACCGAGACAAUCCUGAGGAGUUGCCUGACAAGAUCGGCAUCGACGGUGCUCAGAACUAUCUGACCGCAAUCAAAGUGCAACUCGACGAACUCGCUCACCUGGCCAUCUGCGAGUUGCUGCAAUGUCCCUCGAUCGGCGAAUUCGACAGAGCCCCCUUCGUCGCAGGCUGGCGCAGCGUAUCAACCGCAAGCAAGCCCUACGACACCAUUGCUGCCCAGGAACAGUACGUCGACGUCAUCCGCAAGAGAAUGUCCACCGAUCGAGCAUACUUUAAACAAGUCUACCGCAACACCUUCAAACUCGCUAAACCUGAAGGUCAGAAGAGUGUCCCUAUGGAAUCGGCCGUCGACUUCUGGAACCUGUUCUUUCGCUCUGACAAUGGUGGCUUGGACUGGAAUACCUCGUCGACUAAGUGGUUGGACUUGUGGUGCGAGUUCUACCAGUCAAAGAUCAAGAGGCCCGUCAACAAGGACUUGUGGAACAUGGUUGGUGAGAUGGCCUUGAAGAUCAAGGAGCCAGAGGGAGAAACUCUGGCGUGGUGGAAUGAGGACGGUGCGUGGCCUAUGGCAAUCGACGACUUCAUCUCGAGCGUCAAGGACAAGAGAAAGCCGGCCGGCGGUGAUGCUAUGGAUACCACCUGA
Exophiala spinifera is the source of this 963-nucleotide messenger RNA. RefSeq lists its product as uncharacterized. The transcript is spliced from 3 exons. Gene Ontology annotation, biological process: positive regulation of ubiquitin-protein transferase activity; protein neddylation. Gene Ontology annotation, molecular function: ubiquitin-like protein binding; ubiquitin conjugating enzyme binding; cullin family protein binding. NCBI's taxonomy places the organism in Eukaryota, Fungi, Ascomycota, Eurotiomycetes, Chaetothyriales, Herpotrichiellaceae. Gene Ontology annotation, cellular component: ubiquitin ligase complex. Bases 1 to 963 code for a protein of 320 amino acids. The record is from RefSeq and is a predicted model, not a curated record.